UUUAUCUGCACCGCCGGUUUUAUGGUCGCAGUUACUACAAGAUCUGACAGUCAUGGCGAACAUCUGCGCUAGCGUCGAAGUGGCGUGAACGUUCUUAGGUGUGUUACCAUCACGGCAGCCAUUCAAGACAGCUUAUGACUUCAAAUGGCAAUGAACAGGCUUCCUGUAGUGACGCUCCUGGCCGUGACCCUGAUCUCGGCAGCGUCAUCGCACGUCGUCAACACCACUUGCGGUUUGGUGCGUGGCAUUCGAAUUUCCGUGAAAGACAAGACGGUGUUCGGUUUUCUCGGCAUUCCGUACGCUCAGCCACCGACGGGCGAACUUCGAUUCCGAAAGUCUGUGCCCGCUUUGCCUUGGAAAGAUGUGUUGGACGCGACGACAAUGCCUUAUUCGUGCAUGCAACCCGAGAACGUCUUUCUCAGCGCCGGCUUCGAGGACGAGAGCCGGCACAGCGAAGACUGCCUCUACCUCAACCUGUGGACUCCUCAAACGGACUCUCCUAGCCGGCCUGUAAUGGUAUGGCUGCACGGUGGUGCGUUCAUCAUGGGAUCGGCCAGCCAUAGUUACAACAACGGCUCCGUGAUUGCCGCGCUGGGUGACGUGGUAGUGGUCGCGAUGAACUACCGGCUCGGCGCAUUCGGCUUCUUCACUGCGGACACAGAGGACGCCCCUGGCAAUAUGGCUCUUCACGACCAGCUGCUCGCGUUGCGUUGGGUGCGCGACAACAUCCGCAACUUCGGCGGUGAUCCCAACCAAGUGACACUUUUCGGGGUCAGCGCCGGAGCCAUCUCGGCCAAUCUGCACCUCCUGUCUCCCCUCAGCCGUGGCCUGUUCAAGCGCGCCAUCCUGCAGAGCGGGAGCCUCUACUCUGCCACCUUCAUGAGCUCCACGGAGGAAGCCAUACGGGUCUCGAACGACUUUGCCAGCACCCUCGGCUGCGCCAGCAGCAUAGACGAGGACCUACUCUCUCACCCCGAUUUAGUCGUACGCUGCCUGCGGUCCAAGAGCGCCGAUGAGAUCCUGCGCGCGCACAUCGCCUUCUCACGAGGCAAGAUCAUCAGCAUGAGGCCCGUGCACGGUGAUGAGUUCAUGCCCAAAUCGCACUUGGUGCAGAUCGAAAGGGGUCAGUUCCAAGACGGCGAGGUCCUCAUUGGAACCAAUGCAGACGAAGGCUCGCUCUUCCUCUUUCUCGGCUUUCCGCACCUCUACCCUCUCAAGACGACGCAACCCGUCUCACGAGAGGACACGGAGAAAGUGGCCCGAAUCCUGCUACACGCUUUGCACGCGCCGGUUCCUGACGACAUGUUCGAAGUGUAUUUAGACGCUCAAGAUAGCGCCACUGCAAUUAGCGAGGACGAGCGUCUGCGUGGGAGGCUAAUUGACAUCGUGAGUGACCUGUUCUUCGUCUGUCCCUCGGUGCACUUCGCCUACACGUACGGGAGGCGCGGUAACCGCGUGUUCUACUACUCUUUCGAGCACCGCACCGAGUCCAGCAUAUGGGGCCCCUGGAUGGGCGUUCCGCACAGCGACGAAGUGCAGUACGUCUUCGGCAUGCCCUUCAGGCUGCCGGCGCACUACACGGACGAGGAGGCACGAUUCUCCGAGAACAUAAUGGACAUGUGGGUCACCUUUGCCAAGACAGGGAACCCAAGCACUCAAGACGUUCGCUGGGACGAGUUUCAAAGGAGCAACGGCUCCUAUCUAUCCCUGCGGCCGCGGAGAUACACUACGGGCUCGCAUCUGCGCCAAGACCGAUGCCAGUACUGGAAGCGGCACUUGAAGUACCCGCAGCUAGACUCCGCCGGUGCGCGAGCUCUCGAGAACUAUCCGGGAAAAGUGAUGUGGUUUGUCGACAACGUCGUGUCGACGAUCAGCAAAUUCUGGACGAAGGUGAAAUCGUACGGCAAGACAUUUCUAUGACGGACCGUGAUGACACUGGUGAGAGGUGCCUUUUUGCCGACAGAAUAAAAGUUGCGAAACUUAAA
This is a messenger RNA of Dermacentor silvarum, 1985 nucleotides long. Its product is annotated as acetylcholinesterase-1-like. The record is from RefSeq and is a predicted model, not a curated record. Lineage: Eukaryota; Metazoa; Arthropoda; Arachnida; Ixodida; Ixodidae. Gene Ontology annotation, molecular function: acetylcholinesterase activity. Gene Ontology annotation, biological process: choline metabolic process; acetylcholine catabolic process. The transcript has 3 exons. Gene Ontology annotation, cellular component: plasma membrane. The coding region runs from base 145 to 1920 and encodes 591 amino acids.